Molecule: messenger RNA, 906 nt
Organism: Cordyceps militaris CM01
Lineage: Eukaryota; Fungi; Ascomycota; Sordariomycetes; Hypocreales; Cordycipitaceae
Product: UbiE/COQ5 family methyltransferase, putative
Exons: 3
Coding region: 1-906 (301 amino acids)
Source: RefSeq, a predicted model, not a curated record
AUGUCUCAAAAUACAGACCUAGCCUACGAGACUCACUUUGCUGGUCCUCUCUGGCUUCGCGAAGGAGUUGGCGCCUUGUAUGCCAAAGGUGAAGUCCACACUGGACCAUUCUCUGAGCCGCUUCUUCGCAAGGCAGGUCUUGAUAAGAUCCCUCCAAAGGACCAAGUAGACAUCUUGGAUCUGUGUUGCGGAACUGGAAUCACGACUGCCACAUUGCACAAGCUUUUCAAGGAGCAGGGAAUACAAGACAAUGUGAAUUUGACGUGCGGGGACCUGUCCGCUGGGCAACUCCAGUUCUUGGGCCGGAGGAUCCAAGAGAAUCAAUGGAAGAAUACCAAGAUUACGAAGAUGGAUGCUCAGAAAACUGGUCUGCCAGAUGACUCAUUCGAUUACAUCACUUGCGUCUUUGGGCUCAUGGUUAUUCCAGAUUCUCAGGCGGCUUUGGAGGAAUGCUACCGUAUGGUCAAACCGGGAGGUACUGUCGCCUUGACGGUCUGGCACAAGGAGCUGUGGAGCGACGAAGUUCGCGAUGCCCUUUGUCAACUCCCUGGGUACCCCAAUUGGCCAGAAUCCUCGGAUGAGCUGAUCAACGCCUGGGCUCAAGGGCCCUGGUCCAACCUUCAUUACGUCCGCUCAAUGCUGCACCGCCGAGGCUUUGUCGAUAUUGAACUGCAAACGAAGAGUAUCAUGAUUGAAUUUAACGAUGCAGAGGACUUUUAUGAGGUAUAUGACGCCUUCAUUGAGUGGGUUACAGACAGGUACUGGACAGAGGAGGAGAAGAAGAUUUGUCGGCCGUUGGUUCGAGCGGCCAUUAUUCGCUUCCUGGAUGGCAAGUAUGGAAAGGGAAAGCCGUUUGCCAUCGAAAAGGUUGGGAUCAUGGCUACGGCAAAGGCCCCUCUGUCGUAG